Molecule: messenger RNA, 252 nt
Organism: Penicillium subrubescens
Lineage: Eukaryota; Fungi; Ascomycota; Eurotiomycetes; Eurotiales; Aspergillaceae
Product: ATP-grasp fold subdomain 2
Exons: 1
Coding region: 1-252 (83 amino acids)
Source: RefSeq, a predicted model, not a curated record
AUGACUCGACUGGGGGACAUCUACGAUGAGGUCCUGGCCACGGUCGAUCUAAGCUAUGCCACGAUUCUCGAUAUCGGGGCGGAUACCGGCUUGUUUGGCCGCGCCCUGCUCCAAAAGCUCCAAUUGACUCCCCCGUCCGAGCUCUCCUCAACCAUCACCACCAACGACCCCUCCUCCUCUCACAGAAACUUGCCCUCUCCGUCACCGCCAUCGAGGUGUCAUAAGACAUGGUCGAUGAAUGCCGUAGCAUAG